AGCGGAGACAGCAUGUAGCUGAAUUUUGGACUUUGCCUUCUUCAUCACAGAUCUCACGCAUAUAUAGAUUGCUGAUACCUCAGAGAACUCACCAAGAAAGACACACCAAGAGACAACUGAAAGAAGUCCUAAGAUAUAAAUAUGAAGAGUUUUAUUGUUUUUGCUGUUGUAUUUAUUGGCUGCCAAGCCAACGUGAUCUGGCAGGACCAAAACAAACUGAAUAUGGAAAUGGUGAAAGAUGCAUUCUGGGAUUAUGUGGCCAAGGCAACUCAAACGACUGAAGACAUUCUGCAGGAGAUCAAAAAGUCUGAAAUAGGACAAGAAAUCAAUUCUAAGAUCUCUGAGAGUGUAGAAACUAUCAGCAAGUACGCAGUGGCCAUUCCAGACCAGAUAACUCCUCUGACUCAGGACCUGCUGGCUAAGAUGUCUCAAGAGGCUGAGCAGCUGAAGACACGUCUGCUGCAGGACAUAAGUACUGUGAAGAGCCAGCUGGAGCCAUAUAUUGAGGAGCUGACUUCGGAUAUCCAGCAGCAGGUGGAACAGUGGAAGAAGGAAGUGAUUCCCUACACAGACUCUCUAUACACUGAGGCUCUGAGAGACACUCUGCUCCAGAAGAGCGAGGAGCUGAGAAUGAGUUUGGAGAAGAGCAUGACUGAGCUCCAGGCCAAGAUCCAAGAACCCCAAGCAGAGGAGUUGAAGCAAAAACUAGAGCAGCACCUACAGGACUUCCAGAAGAACAUGGCCCCAUUCUUCCAAAGCUUCCAAAGCCAGCUCAUGCAGAGCAACCAGGAAAUGCAGCAAAAGUUGGACCCUUACACUCAAGACCUGAAGGCCCAACUCACAGCUCUCUGGGAGGCUUUUGAGAAGAUUAGUCAUUAAAUCAGACAUCUGCUAUCCCAGUGCAUAUCAUUUUUGCAUCAAUGAUGCAUGUUACAUUUACUUACAUUUACUUAUGUUGGGUUGUCAGAUGCUUCAAUCUUAAGUGACUUCCAAGAUCUAAUCAUACAUCUGUUAUGCACAAUCAGGUACUAAUUUGGACAUGCUUCAGUCAAU
Hemibagrus wyckioides is the source of this 1053-nucleotide messenger RNA. Its product is annotated as apolipoprotein A-I-like. NCBI's taxonomy places the organism in Eukaryota, Metazoa, Chordata, Actinopteri, Siluriformes, Bagridae. The record is from RefSeq and is a predicted model, not a curated record. Gene Ontology annotation, cellular component: chylomicron; extracellular region; blood microparticle. The coding region runs from base 142 to 879 and encodes 245 amino acids. Gene Ontology annotation, molecular function: phosphatidylcholine-sterol O-acyltransferase activator activity; phospholipid binding; cholesterol binding. The transcript is spliced from 4 exons. Gene Ontology annotation, biological process: high-density lipoprotein particle assembly; very-low-density lipoprotein particle remodeling; reverse cholesterol transport.